UCUUUCUGGAGGCUUUAGCUGGAGCUCAGAUGCGCUCUGUGCGGGCUGUUGGAGGCAGCAGCGCGGCCGCGUCUGAAUGGAGCUGAGCGCACAACUUCUCUCCAGUCCUUCCGCCGCCGCUGCCGGAGUUUCCUCCAGGAUUUUGCUUCUUGCGACAAAACGAGCUGGACUUUACGACUUUACGCCUCGCCAACAUGUUUUCAGCAGCCUUGCUACUGAUGCUGGUCGUCAGGAUCCACGCGGACAGCAUGGAGGGACCAACAGCUGGCUGUACCUUUGAUGAGGACUCAGACUCUGGCUUGUGCGAAUAUCGACAGGGCCAAGAGGACGACUUUGACUGGCAGCUGAUCAGGACGUACAACUGGCCUCACCCCACACCGGAUCUUCUUCGAGGAUCCUUCAUGAUGGUCAACUCCUCACAGCAUUUCGGGGGUCAGAGGGCUCAGCUGCACCUGCUCCCGCUCAGCGAGAACGACACCCACUGCAUCCAGUUCAGCUACUUCCUGUACAGUCGCGACGGCCACAGCCCCGGGGCCCUCCAGGUCUUCAUCCGCGUCAACGGCGGCCCCAAGGGCAGCGCUGUGUGGAAUAUCUCAGGCUCCCAGGGGCACCAGUGGCACCAGGUGGAGCUCGCCGUCAGCACUUUCUGGCCCAGUGAAUACCAGGCCAUCUUUGAGGCCACUGUUUCCGAAGAACGACAAGGCUACAUCGCCUUGGACGACAUCAUGCUGCUCAAUUACCCCUGCUACAAGGUGCCUCACUUCUCUCGGCUGGGUGAGGUGGAGGUGAACGCUGGGCAGAACGCCUCCUUUCAGUGCAUCGCCACAGGCAAAGUCUCUGAGACGGAUCCCUUCCUGCUGGAGCGGAGAAGCGGCGUGGUGCUCGACUCGCCCUCGUUGUCGCGGUUGAGCCACAAGAGACUGAUGGCGACUUUCCAGGUGGAGGCUCAGCGUGGAGAGCAGGACCUCUAUCGCUGCAUCACUCUGUCUCCCAGAGGCGCAGCCGUCUCCAACUUCGGGGAGCUGAUUGUCAGAGUACCCCCGACACCGAUUGCACCCCCGCAGCUCUUGCGGGCAGGUCCCACCUAUCUCAUUAUCCAGCUUAACACCAACUCCAUAGUCGGGGACGGACCGGUGAUCCGUCGGGAAAUCCAGUACCGGGCCAGCCAGUCCACGCUGACGGAAACUCAUGGUGUCAGCUCACUUACAUAUAAGGUGUGGCACCUGGAGCCAGACACAGAGUACCGCAUCAGUGUCCUGCUCACCCGACCUGGGGAGGGGGGCACCGGAGCUCCUGGACCCCCGCUGGUCAGCCGGACAAAGUGUGCAGAGCCCAUGCGUGCCUUGCGAGGUCUCACAGCCACCGAGAUCCAGCCGCGGCAGCUGGCCCUGCAGUGGGAGCCGCUGGGCUACAACCUCACCCGCUGCCACACCUAUUCCUUAUCCCUGUGCUACCGCUACUCCAUGCCCACGGGAGGCAGCGGCGGGAACAACGCCACCGUCAGAGAGUGCCUGUCGUUGGAUCGCAACACUUCACACUACAUCCUGCGGGACUUGCCACCCUUCCGCGCUGUUCAUGUGCGGCUGGCGCUGGCCAACCCGGAAGGCAAGAAAGAGAGCAGAGAGGUCACCUUCCAGACUGAGGAAGACAUUCCUGGCGGCAUUGCUCCAGAGUCCCUGACCUUCACGCCGCUCGACGACAUGAUCUUCCUCAAGUGGGAAGAGCCCAUAGAGCCCAACGGUCUCAUCACGCAGUACGAGAUCAGCUACCAGAGCAUCGAGUCCUCUGACCCCGGCAUCAAUGUGCCCGGUCCUCGCCGCACCGUGUCCAAGUUGAGGAAUGAAACCUACCACAUGUUCUCUGGCCUCCAUCCUGGAACCACAUACCUGGUGUCCGUCCGUGCCCGGACCGCCAAAGGCUUCGGCCAGACGGCGCUGACUGAGAUCACUACUAACAUCUCUGCCCCGGUGUUUGACUACGAGGACAUCCCGUCUCCGCUGAGUGAGUCGGAGAGCACCAUCACCGUGCUGCUGCGCCCUGCCCUGGGCCGAGGAGCUCCUGUCAGUGCCUACCAGGUGGUGGUGGUGGAGGAGGACAGCUCCCGUCGGGUGCGGAGGAGGGAGCUGGGCACCGUGGACUGCUUCCCCACUCCAAACUCGCACAACGAGGCCCUGGCCAAAGGGGCCCCGCAUUACUACACGGCGGAGCUGGCCCCCAGCAGCCUGCCAGAGGCCACACCGUUCACCGUGGGAGACAACCACACCUACAACGGCUACUGGAACAGUCCUUUAGACCCCACCAAGAACUACCUCAUCUACUUUCAAGCCACCAGCAACUUCAGAGGGGAGACCAGGAUUAACUGCAUCCGGAUCGCUCGCAAACCUGCCUGUAAAGACUCUAAGAGGGCUCUGGAAGUGUCCCAGCAUGCUGAGGACAUGGGUCUGAUCCUGGGGGCCUGUGCUGGAGGCCUGGUGGUCCUCAUCCUGCUGCUGGGGGCCAUAGUCAUCAUUGUCAAAAAGGGAAGGGACUUCUAUUCUUACCCUUACUACCCCAGGAAGAAGGUGGCCAUAAACAAGGCAGCCAUGUCCUACAGGCAGGAGAAGAGUCGCAAGCUGAGCUCUUUGGACUGCAGCAUGACGGAGCAGAGCACUCUCCAGCAAGACGAGAGGAUGGCCCACUCCUUCAUGGAUGCCCACAGCUGCAACACUCGAAAUGAGCAACGUAGUUCCGUCAAUGAGUCCAGCAGUUUACUGGGGGGCUCGCCUCAACGUCAGUGUCGGAAGAAGAGCUCGCCGUACCACACGGGCCAGCUCCACCCGGCUGUCAGGGUGGCCGACCUGCUCCAGCACAUCAACCAGAUGAAGACGGCUGAGGGGUACGGCUUCAAACAGGAGUAUGAGAGUUUCUUCGAUGGCUGGGACGUCACAAAAAAGAAAGACAAGACCAAAGGACGACACGACAGCCUGCUCAGCCAUGAUCGCCAUCGAGUGAAGCUCCACUCUCUGCUGGCAGACCCCAGCUCCGAUUACGUCAACGCCAACUACAUUGAUAUUCGGAUAAACAGGGAAGGCUACCAGCGAUCCAACCACUUCAUCGCCACUCAAGGCCCCAAGCAGGAGAUGAUCUAUGAUUUCUGGAGGAUGGUGUGGCAGGAGAACUGCUUCAGUAUCGUCAUGAUCACCAAGCUGGUGGAAGUGGGCAGGAUGAAGUGCUGCAAGUAUUGGCCGGAUGACACUGAGCUGUACGGUGACAUUAAGAUAACACUGCUGAAGACAGAGACACUGGCAGAGUACACCGUGCGCACCUUCGCUAUGGAGAGGAGAGGUUACCCUGCCAAACAUGAGGUGUGCCAGUUCCACUUCACCUCCUGGCCCGAACAUGGCGUGCCGUACCACGCCACUGGCCUGCUGGCUUUCCUGCGCAGGGUCAAGGCCUCCACUCCCCCCGAUGCUGGACCGGUGGUGGUCCACUGCAGUAUGGGUGCAGGAAGGACUGGCUGCUACAUCGUGCUGGAUGUCAUGCUGGAUAUGGCCGAGUGCGAAGGAGUGGUGGACAUCUACAACUGCGUUAAGACCCUCUGCUCCCGUCGUAUCAACAUGAUCCAGACUGAAGAGCAGUAUGUGUUCAUCCACGACGCCAUCCUGGAGGCCUGUCUCUGUGGAGAAACCGCCAUCCCCGUCACCGAGUUCACUUCCACUUACAAGGAGAUGCUGAAGGUCGACUCUCAGAGCAACACCUCACAGCUCAGGGAGGAGUUCCAGACUUUGAACUCUGUGACUCCUCAUCUGGACGUGGAGGAGUGCAGCAUCUCUCUGCUGCCCAGGAACCGCGAGAAGAACCGCAGCAUGGACGUCCUGCCGCCGGACCGCUCCCUGGCCUUCCUCGUCACCAGCGAGGGGGAUAGCAGCAACUACAUCAACGCCGCUCUCGCUGACAGCUUCCUCCGGCCCGCCGCCUUCGUGGUGACGCCGCACCCACUUCCCGGCACCACCACCGACUUCUGGAGGCUGGUGUACGACUACGGCUGCACCUCUGUGGUGAUGCUCAACCAGCUCAACCAGUCCAACUCUGCCUGGCCUUGUCUGCAGUAUUGGCCUGAACCGGGACUGCAGCAGUUCGGACCCAUGACGGUGGAGCUCCUGUCUAGAACCGCCGACGAUGACGUUAUUAUCCGUCUCUUCCGGGUUCAGAACAUUACUCGGCUUCAGGAGGGCCAGCUGGUGCUACGCCACUUCCAGUUCCUGCGCUGGUCCCCGUACCGCGACGUGCCCGACUCCAGGAAAGCCUUCCUCAGCCUUCUGGCUCAGGUUCACAACUGGCAGCGGGAGUGUGGGGAGGGUCGCACCGUCGUCCACUGCCUGAACGGUGGCGGUCGGAGCGGAACUUUCUGCGCCUGCACCAUGAUCCUGGAAAUGAUUCGUCACCACAGCAUGGUGGACGUCUUCUUCGCUGCCAAAACGCUGCGCAACUCAAAGCCAAACAUGGUGGAGACGAUGGAGCAGUACCGGUUCUGCUAUGACCUGGCCCAGGAGUACCUGGACUGCUUAGAAGUCAGAUAGCACCGUUCCCAUCCUCCUGGUCCCUCCUGAAGGAGACGGUCUGGUUCCUGGAUCCUACAUCCUGGAUAUCAGUCCUUACACACCAUUGCCAAGCCUGGAUGAAACGUUAUGAUGAGCAAGCUGACUGGACAACGUGUAACAUACUACUGCUUCUCCUGGACUCUGAUCCAACCCGUCUUCUGUGCCAAACCAGAGGACUCCACCAGGAGUGGAGUGGACUUUAUCAGAACACUGUCAAGGCAGCCCGACUCAGUGAUGACCGACGGUCCGACGGGAUCUAAAGAGCUCCUCUGUAUCCUGCCUUAUUAUGAACAAACUGGAAGGGAACUCCAUCCACCGGGUUUAUGUUUGUUUGUAACACUGUAAAUGGUGCAAUCUGCUGUUGGUGACGCCCCAUGUUGUACUGUACUAUAUCUGAACCUAACUGUGGAUGAUGAGGAUGAUGAAGCUUAACCGAGGGUGGAAAGUGGGACAUUCUGUAUCUGUACAGUGGAUCUGUCUCUGAUUUCUCUUUAUUUAUUCUUCGUGUAUAUAGUUGUUUUUUGUUUUCCUUCCCCUCGGGUGUUUCUAGAUGUUUCUCUACGUCUUCUCAGUGUGCCAGUCCAUCCUUUGUGUCUGUAACUGGGGUUAGGGUUCAGCAUCUGCAUGCCCAGUCUUAAGUGUGUCAUUGCAGUGUGUGGCUUCUGGGUGGGGUCUGCGACGUGAAUCCCCCCCGCUUUCAUGAAAAUAACCAUGCUGUGAGAGAACAGCUAAAAUCUCUUGCUUUCUAAAUUUGUAUUUAUUCAAUGUGUUUACUUUCUAAAUAGUGUAAAAUCAGGAAAGGAAAUAAAAUAUGCUGUUAAUUAAAA
Melanotaenia boesemani (Boeseman's rainbowfish) is the source of this 5407-nucleotide messenger RNA. RefSeq names its product receptor-type tyrosine-protein phosphatase U-like. Gene Ontology annotation, molecular function: protein binding; protein tyrosine phosphatase activity. The record is from RefSeq and is a predicted model, not a curated record. Gene Ontology annotation, cellular component: membrane. Bases 195 to 4559 code for a protein of 1454 amino acids. Gene Ontology annotation, biological process: protein dephosphorylation. NCBI's taxonomy places the organism in Eukaryota, Metazoa, Chordata, Actinopteri, Atheriniformes, Melanotaeniidae. The transcript has 31 exons.